GGCAUUGUAUAAUUUUAUUUGUUGUGCUGAAAAUCAGCAACGGGCAAGUCGAAAACUUUUGGAGCAAUGGCUCAAAUCCUGCUGAGAAACUUCACACGAGCCGGUAAUGCGGCGCUCUUAACAAAAGGCACCAGCUGCAGCUCCAUCACAGGGACAAGCGCCGAGCCCGGCAGCUGUCAGCUGCACACAACGCCGGCAUGCUGCGAGAUUAGGAAACUGGCUCGACUGCGCGUGGUGGACAACAGCGACCUGGGCAAGCGUGCCAUGGCCGAGGGUCGGCCACCGCGAUGCAUCCAUGUGUACAACAAGCGGGGCGUUGGCCUGAUCGGCGACAAGGUGCUGGUGGCCAUCAAGGGCCAGAUGAAGAAGGGCAUCCUGGUCGGCCUCAAGCAGAAGCAGCGCAUAAAGCAGCCCCAGUUCGACAGCAACAAUCUGGUGCUCAUCGACGACAACGGCUCCCCGCUGGGCACACGCAUCCACGUGCCCAUUCCCACGGUGCUGCGGACCAUACUGAAGGAGAAGACGUUGGCCAAGGGCGCCGACUACACGAAAGUCCUGGCCAUAGCCAGCCGUUACGUUUAACUGACUGAACUCAU
Drosophila navojoa is the source of this 596-nucleotide messenger RNA. RefSeq names its product mitochondrial ribosomal protein L14 (gene mRpL14). NCBI's taxonomy places the organism in Eukaryota, Metazoa, Arthropoda, Insecta, Diptera, Drosophilidae. The record is from RefSeq and is a predicted model, not a curated record. Gene Ontology annotation, cellular component: ribosome; mitochondrion. Gene Ontology annotation, molecular function: structural constituent of ribosome. Gene Ontology annotation, biological process: translation.